Pan troglodytes (chimpanzee) is the source of this 3397-nucleotide messenger RNA. It is a transcript of the gene MEIOSIN, whose product is annotated as meiosis initiator. Bases 1039 to 2985 code for a protein of 648 amino acids. The transcript has 15 exons. NCBI's taxonomy places the organism in Eukaryota, Metazoa, Chordata, Mammalia, Primates, Hominidae. The record is from RefSeq and is a predicted model, not a curated record. Gene Ontology annotation, molecular function: protein dimerization activity.
GGGGCCCGGAGAAACCAGAACGGCGGGGGCAGCCUCACGCCAUUUUGCACGCCCUGAGGCGGGUGCUGGAGGCCAAGGGGAAUGGGGCGCGGGGCAGGGGGCCUCCCCCAGCACUAGCUGGGCUUAGGGGAACCCGGGAUCCCCACAGGAACCUCCCUCGGGGGGGCUCAGGGGAAUAGAACAUGCUCUGGGUGCAGGGCCACGGGCGACGGAGUUUGGGUUUGAAGCCGGGGGUCCAGGUUCGAGUUUGAGGAACGGAAGACUCUGUUUGUGUUGGAAAUCCGGGCUCUCGAGUUCUGAUCUGGGAUCUCGGGAUUUGUGUCUAGGGGUGACUAGUUCUGGAAUCUGAAGAGCUUGAGUUUUGUGACUGGAAGCUUUCUCCUUGGAAUCCAGAGAUCCCAAUUUGGGGAUCUGGAAGUCUUAGUUCUGAGUUAUGAUGUAACAUUUUGAGAGUCUGGAGCCUGAUUUGGGGCAACUGAAGCCUCAGUAUAGAUUUAGGGCCUAAAUCCCAAUGUAGAGUAUGAAGCUUUAGGAUCUGGAGUCGCAGUUUGAGUCUUUAGAAGCACGUUUUAGGGCCUGGAGUGCCCACAUUGAGUAUGGGAGCUCCAGUUUUAGGGUCUGGGGUUUCAGAGUAGGACCCACAUUCGAGAUCUCAGUUUUAGGGUUGGGGCCACAAUUUGAGGGACAGUUUGGACGUCUAAGAGGUCAAUCUGGAGGAGUGAGAUUUGUUUCAUAGGGGCCUGGAUUUCUUAUCUUAGGAUAUAGGUUCAUAGUGUUACAGCUUGCAGUCUGUAAUCUUAGUAUUAGGAUCAUAUUUGAAGAUCAGAAGUUGACAGUUUGAGGGUCUGGGGUAGCUCAGUAUUAGAAUUUAGGGUUUGUAGGUUUGUGAGGGCUCCUUUUUUUUUGUUUUUGAGACAAGGUCUCACUUUGUCACCCAGGCUGGAGUGUAGUAGUGCGAUUUUAGCUCACUGCAGCCUUGACCUCCUGGGCUCAAACCAUCCCCCCACCUCAGCCUCCCAAGUAGCUGGGACUACAAGCAUGUGCCACUAUGCCCAGAUGUUUGGUUCCAGCAGAUACUUGGGUUCCUCUGAACAGCCCAGAGCUAAUUCACUGGGUCCCAGUGACAGGACCUUGGUUUUGUGCUCCCUAGUGGAAGGGGAAGAUAAGGUCAACCCCUCCGAACCACAUGGACUGAGAAUGGAGGAGAAAUGGUUGCUCAAAGGAAAACUGAGGAAUCAGAGGAACCAAAACAAGCUCCUGUCCCCAAACAAGAAGCAGAGGAAAAACCACACUAGCAAGCUGCAAGAGUUGGCACUGCUGCUGCCCAUAGCCCUGAAGACGGGGACCCAGAAGCUCACAAAGAAGGAGAUUCUGGUGCAUGUCCUGCAGUACAUUCAGUACCUCCAGAGAAACAUCGAUGCCGCCAAGGCCUUGUUCAAAUGCCACAUCACCACUGGGGAAGGUGGACUUGCGGGGCUGGGUCAGAAACCAGCCUGGGGCCCAGCCAGGCGGAGGAGACACUCUACCCCCUCCAGCUCCCCAAGCUCUCAGAAGUCCCGUCUCCAGGGGGCGUGCCAGAAGCCUCGGAAGAAGAAGCUGACCCAGGCAUCAGAAAGCCAGACUCGGACCCCGAAGCCUCGCCGCUCUCUGGCCCUGAACAAGCCUGAGAAGCUGGUGACCCCGUCCCCAGACCAGAAAGGAAGUGGCACAGGGGGGACCACUACCCCUCCAAGGUGCCCUGACUCCUGCGGUCACCCGAGGCCUGCAUCAUCCUCACCUCCAGGUGACAGAAAAGGAGGACAGUCCCAGCUGACGCUGUUGGAUCUGGCCGAGGACACCAUCCACUGUGACAUCUCAAGCUGCUGGUGCCAGGGCAGUGUCCAGGAUGACGCGCCUUUCCCUGCGCUCCUGGCUCAGGAAGAUGUGGCGAGGAUCCAUUUUCUCAACAAGACCCAGCCCCAUCCCAGGCAGAAGCUGGUGUUCUAUGAUUCCAGCGAGGAUGUGGACAAAGGGUCCCUAGACGCUGACCCUUGGCUCCCUGCCUGGACCCCAGAGAACAGCCCCCAAGGGAGCCCACUGUUCCUGGGGCCUCCCCAGAUUGAUGUCUGGAGUGGAACAGGCCACCCAAGUGAGAUCCUCGGGCUCAGCCCUAGCCUUUUCAGCUCCCCAGGGAAACUGCUGCCAGACGAGAUCUUGGAGGAUGACAUGGAGUACCUGACCCAAGAGGCUUUCUUUGAAGAAGUGUGCUUAGAUCUGGAGUCUUCACCUUCAGCCUACACGCAGGAGGCUCCACAGGAAAAGGACACAGCCUCCAAGGCCUCCAAAGACCCUCCUGAGUCCCACAGCCUGCACCGGUCCUCAGUCUCGCUGGACCACUGCUACCUCUCGCUGAGCGGGAACAGCAAGGCGCCAUCCAGCUCCAGCUCCAGCUCCAGCUCCAGCUCCAGCUCCAGCUCCAGCUCGGAGGACAGCGACUCGGAGCCCCUGUGGAAGCAGCGAGAGGAUAUGCAGGCCAACCCUGUGGGCACGCCGGGCUCCAGCGAAGAGGACGAAGACACCACAUGGACCCCCACCCGGCUGGCCUCACCCCUGCCGGCAGCUGAGAAAAAGGCCACGAAGGGCCAAGUAGCCAGGGCCCCCGUGAAGCCCAAGGAGAAGAAGAAAGGCCCCUGCCCACCCCAGAUGAAGAAGAAGUGUGUCAACGGCUUCAUCAUGUUCUGCAGGAUGAACCGGAAGCAGUACAUCCGAUCCUGCCCUGGAACCGCUUCCACAGCUGCCACCAAGGAGCUGGCCCAGCUGUGGCGGGUGAUGACCCAGCAGGAGCGGAGGCCAUACUGCACCAAGGCUCGCAGGUUCAGCCGCCAGCACAACCGCAUCGUGAAGCAGGACGGCUCCAGCAGCGAGGCUGAGGACUGGGAGACGCCAAAGCCCUUCUACCAGCUGCUGGCCGAGAAGGCCUUGCUGCUGCCCCCGCACCUCCAGUGAGAGGGCGGCCCCUCGCCUCGCUCCCCUCACCCCUCAUGGCAACCGCGGCUCUUGCUGGAAGCCAGGACCCAUCGAUGAACUUAUCCCUCCUGGGCCUCCAGCCCCUGAGAAUGCAGGUCCCAUGGGACUGGGGAGGGGGGCACUGAUUAGCCCCAACUGCUGGGCACAUUUGCCUGGAGCACCAGAGUCACCCACAGCUGCCUUGAUUCUCCCCCAGGCUUAGGAAGGAAACCCAAAAUGAAAUGCGGGGUGUCGGAAGGUGAAGUUUACCCACCCUUCUCCCCUUCCCUUCCCCACCCCAGAGCCACUCGGUUGCAACCCUGUUUAUGCUCACCUCACCCUACUCCUCCCUCUCCUGUUCUAUUUUUAGACUAUUUAUUGUUUUAAAUAAAAUAAAGCAAGUGGAACCUUU